Messenger RNA from Cylindrotheca closterium, 1275 nucleotides. Lineage: Eukaryota; Bacillariophyta; Bacillariophyceae; Bacillariales; Bacillariaceae. The record is from the annotation of a GenBank genome assembly.
AUGGAAGAAGCUAUCCUCCAACAACACCCCGGUCAAACGGCCGCCACUCAGCACCGGAACAAAAGGGGCAAACCGAUCGACGGCAUUUUCACAACCUCUGGGGUGACUGUACAGGCAGGAGGCUACUACAACUCCGAUGGGUUUUUCUCCUGCGACCAUCGUGGUCUUUGGAAUGAUAUUGACCUGGAGAAAUCUUUGGGUGGGUACAAACCACAGAAGACCCCGUACAAACCCCGCAAACUUACUAUGUUGGAUACUACAGCUGUCCGCCGCUACCUGCAACUCGUUCACAAGGGCUACGAGGAAUACUCCAUCCCAUCUCGCUUGGCGUCCCCAGAUCACCAACUACAACUAAAUGAAGGGACCAUGACAGCAACAAUGGGUCGUCAUUAUAACUGCCUGCACCAUCAGAUGUACGUCGUAAGGCGAAAGGCGGAGGACAAAUGUAGACGGGUCACUAAUGGAUUAGUGCCCUGGUCUACUAAGAUGCAACAGUUUUGGGAUCGUCAAUCCUUGUGGAAGAUUCUUUUGAAGGGGAGGAAGGGUUGCCGGGUGAGUUUGCGUAAAAUCCGCAGAUUGAUGAAGAAGGUUGGGAUACCGGACGCAUGGACAAAGACAACAACGGAAUUGGAGGCCGCCCUCCGUCAGGACCGGAAGGACUACCUUGAGGCUAAGACCCAUUAUGCUGCAAAGUGGCGCAAGGACUUUUUGACGGUGCAGGCGGCGAAGUCCAAAAAGAAACAAUGGCGGUCGCAAAAGGCCAGAGACCGUUUCCUGAGGUUACGGCAGAUGAAGCAACGGGAGGAGGCGAGACGCCGACGCCGCGCCCAGGCAAAAGGAUCUACUGGGGGAUUACACGCGAUCCAAGUCGAAGAGAGGCUGCCGUCAGGUGAAGUGGACUUGGGGACUGUCUCUGAAAGGAGUCAAGUGGAACAGGGGUGCAUGCAGGAGAAUUGCGCACGGUAUGAUCAGACCAGAUCGCCUCAUAUGACCCCUCCAAUGGAUGCUCCAUUGUACCAAAUGUUUAAUGGCCAUGAUGCGGAACAAAACUCCCUCGCCCUUCUUGAAGGGCGCCUUCCUCUACCAGAUGGCAUGGACUAUCCAACUCGGUCCUUCCUUUCUCAGUGCAGGUUCCACAGAAAUCAUUCUAUGUUACCUCUGGAGAUUUCUACUGAAGAUCACACCUACUUCUGGUCUCGGAAUCCGGAAAAUAGGGCUCCGAACCUCAUGGCCUGCAUAAUGGCCACUUUAAAGCUGGGAUUCUCUCCCCUAUGA